AUGUCCGUAGGGAGCAGAGCACUUCGCCCUCCAAGGAAGCCGGGAGGUCCGCUCGGAGCUGCGCAUCGUGGACCGCGAGCCACCUGGAACUGCGAGUUUUUGACAUUCCAAACACGAGAGUCAAACACGAGAGUCGAACUCGUCCUUUCCCAACCUUGGCUCAUGCAUGCGCAUUGCCUGGCUAUGGCGGAGACGAAACCGGACGAGGUGCUUUCAUUGCAACCUCCUGACACACUGCUGUUGCCGAUGCCGAUGAAGGCUCCGAGCUCCCCACCGCAGGCUUCGGCCGUGGUCUCCCCGCCCGUGAUGACCCCGCCGAGCUCAGCAAUGUCUCCCAAGUCCCCGAAGUCUCCGCGCUGGAAGCGCUUCGGGCUGGCAGUGGGUUCCGGGAACCUGAGCUCUGGAAACUCCGUGAUGGCUGCCGAAUCUGAGCAGCUCAAGAAGAAGCUCAUCACACGCCUGGUGGAGAAGGGUGGAGCAACUUUGGAAGAUUUCUACUGGCAGGACGGAUGUGCACAGAGAGUGGCUCGAAGUCCUUUAUUCCAUCAUGCGACUCUGUUCAUGAUCGUGCUCUAUGCAGUGUGGAUUGCCGUCGAUGCUGAUGGCAACCCUGCUUCUGUGCUGGUGGACGCUCCGCUCGAAUACCAGAUCCCAGAGCAUGUCUUCUGUACUUAUUUCUUCGUCGAGUGGUUUAUACGUUUUCUGGCAUUUCAGUCGAAGCGCAUGGCAUUGCGCGAUCGCUGGUUUGUCUUCGACACCGUGCUGGUGUCCUUGAAUGUAGCUGAGACAUGGGUGCUGACCAUUGUCUUGGCCUUGAGCCACAGCAAUGCGGACACUGCCUUGGGUGGGACAUCCUCCCUGCGUUUGAUCCGUCUGAUGAGGCUGUCCCGGCUUGCCAGGACCGCGCGUCUGCUGCAGUUGGUGCCGGAGCUUAUGAUUGUGGUCAAGGGCAUGGUGGCAUGCCUGAGAUCCGUCGUGGUGACCGCCUGCCUGUCCCAUGCCUUGUAUGGGCUCUUCUGCACGCUCUAUGUUUUCGGCGUAGUUCUCAAGCAGAUGGCCGAGGACAGCGAAGGCCAAUCCAGGGCUGUAGUCGUCCGUAACUCUAACUUCAUCUUGACAGGAUUGCAUUCCAGCUCUGUGCUGCACUGUUUCAGGUGGCCGCAAGUACUUCUCCAGUGUCCCGCUCCUCAGCUCCAUAGCCCGCCGAAGCGAGGUGUCGUUGAGCGGCCCAGGACGUUGAUGGAACAUGGUUCUUUAGCUGCUCCAAAAGAUCGCCACGAAUAA
Messenger RNA from Symbiodinium necroappetens, 1284 nucleotides. The record is from the annotation of a GenBank genome assembly. Lineage: Eukaryota; Dinophyceae; Suessiales; Symbiodiniaceae.